AUGUACGCCUACAGAAAAGGUUCCCAGCUCGUCGAAAUCCAAGACUAUGACGAGAGGCGAAGGAUCCAAAACCUCUUAGCCCAGCGCAGGUGGCGUCAAAAAGCUCGCCAGAGGGGAAGAAGCAACUCGCAACAGAGUCAGAGCCAGAGUCCCGAGCCCAAGUCGGAGUCGUCGCCCAGUCCUCCCUAUAUGGGGUCACAACAGCAGCCCCGGUCUACCCCCGAAGCUGGGGUGAUCUAUACUACCCAGCCCGAUUCACAUUCUCCUUGGAUGUCGCCAUCUCCUCAGACCCCUUACAUGGACCCCAACAGUCUUCCACAUUUGCCCCUGAUGGUCGAUCCGAGUCGCUCGCCUCCUGGGUUACCAGUGCAAGAACCACUCUAUGGACACCCGACGACACCCGAAUCCACAGUGGGGUAUGCAUAUAUCCCGGCCACCUCCACCAGUUAUCCGCAGACAAGUAUGGCUGCAGAUACCACCCAAGCUGCCCCGUAUACGAUGGCACAUUACGACCCUCAACUCGCCAUCCCAGUCCCAGGCCCUGGCGUUCCCACCCCGGAAAAUAUGGAUUCAGAUGUGAAACGAAAGAUCCUCGAGUCGCUGGAGGCAGCAGAGGGACUUUUCGAUUGCGGAGUGAUGCUGAACGUGUUCCCCGCGGACGACACCUUCCAGCGGCUUGUCGCCGAGGCUAAGUCGCGAUUUCUUUCACUUUCGGCCACGAUCCCCCAACCCCCCCGGCCCAAAACCCCCGCGCAGAUCUCGCCGUCCGGCUACUCGCUGGUCGAGUACCUGAUAUCCACUCACGUCUAUCGGGAACUCGCCAGCACCUGGGGUGUCAGCCCGGCCAUCUGUCCCGGCCCCACGCAUCUCACCCAUGGUUUAUCACGAGCGUCUCCCGUACUGGAUGCCAUCUUCCGGGCCAGCGUCGCUUUUCACUGCAUUGACCUCAACAUCUGGUCCACCCAGGAUCAAAGGCGAAAUCUCCAGGUUGCGGCGCUGACCUACCGCGGAGAGGCUAUUGCCUCAGCACGAAAGGAACUCCUGGACUGGAUCCAGUGCGGUCCAGCAGACCAUGAGGGUUCCGGUCACGUGUUAACCCGCGAGGACAGUGCAGCAGACUGGGAAGCCAGCUUCAGCAUUGUCCUGCGACUUCUGCAGCUGGACUACCGUUUUGCCCGCAGUAGCGUGAACUCCCACUUUGCGGCCUGUCGUCGACUCCUCCGGGGCUCGUUGGGCGAUCUUCGGGCUGAUCGUAGAUCCAUUGGCACGCUUGCUGCGACCAUUCGGAAUCCCAGCCUGCAUCACAUCAUGAUCGCGUUUGAGUUCGCUCAGUCCACGGCCGAAAGCCUCGUCUGGAGCGAUCGUGACCUUGAUUUUCUCCAGCCGUGUCUGCAGGGAUUUGUUCAUCGGGUAUCUCAACUGACCGCGGCCAGUGUUCAUUUUGACCCGCAAUCGUCUCCCCGGCUCCCGCCGUCGACCAUCUUGUGGCGAUGCCUGGCCAAGGAACCGGGAACCGUCGCCUCGAACAUAUAUGGCGAUGUAUCCGAGGCCAGUGUCCAGUUGGGGAGUAUUAUGGUCCUCUGCUCGGUCUUUCUGGACUACGAGGGGAGCUGUGACAACCCGCCCUCUAUCCCACAACAGUGUGUCGACGAGCUCGAAAACGCGCUGUUCUCUCUAGGAGAAAGCGAAGCGGUGUCCAGCGCCCUCAACGUCUCAUGGCUGUUAGGCGGAGGCUUGGGACUACCCAUCCAUCGCCGGCGCGAGCGACUCUGGUUAGUUUCAGGGUUUGUAUACGCUCUGAAAAGACGUGGGUGUUUUAGUGACUCAACCUCAGAGAUCGACUUGAACGCCGACUCUGUAAAGGAAAUUUGCUUGGAUUUCCUAAGCAAUAGGACGGAGACAGGGUGA
Aspergillus campestris IBT 28561 is the source of this 1908-nucleotide messenger RNA. RefSeq lists its product as uncharacterized. The transcript has 5 exons. Bases 1 to 1908 code for a protein of 635 amino acids. NCBI's taxonomy places the organism in Eukaryota, Fungi, Ascomycota, Eurotiomycetes, Eurotiales, Aspergillaceae. The record is from RefSeq and is a predicted model, not a curated record.